Mesoplodon densirostris (Blainville's beaked whale) is the source of this 841-nucleotide messenger RNA. RefSeq names its product mitotic-spindle organizing protein 2. Bases 281 to 751 code for a protein of 156 amino acids. The transcript has 3 exons. Gene Ontology annotation, cellular component: spindle; centrosome. The record is from RefSeq and is a predicted model, not a curated record. NCBI's taxonomy places the organism in Eukaryota, Metazoa, Chordata, Mammalia, Artiodactyla, Ziphiidae.
UACGCUCUGGGCCCGACGGGCAUUUAUUGAGCGCCCACAGAAUGCCCGCGCUGCACUGGGUGCCGCCACCUCGGCUAGCGCGCGGGGAAGCCCCGUCUCCAAGGGUCCGGUCUUACGCACGCCUGCAGCCGCCCGGGCCCGGGUCUGAGCGCCGGAUGGCGUGGGUGCUGCGGGGAGAGGGGCGCGCGGCGGGCCGGUAGAGGGCGCGGCGGGCCGGACCGGGCGGGGUCGGGAGGAGCGGGGACCCGACCCAGCGGCGCACAUUCUCCGCGGUCCGCAGAUGGCGGCGUCGGGCGCGGGGCCCGGGCCGGGGCCGCCAUCGGGGUUGGAGGCGGCCCUGCAGAAGCUGGCGCUGCGGCGGAAGAAGGUGCUGAGCGCCGAGGAGAUGGAGCUGUUCGAGCUGGCGCAGGCGGCGGGUGGCGCCAUGGACCCCGACGUGUUCAAGAUCCUGGUGGACUUGCUGAAGCUAAACGUGGCGCCCCUCGCAGUCUUCCAGAUGCUCAAGUCCAUGUGCGCCGGGCACAGGCUGGCGAGCGAGCCCCAGGACCCCGCGGCGGCGCCCCUGCCCACGCCCAGCGUGCCUGAGACCCGAGGGAGAAACAAAGGCAGCGGUGCCCUUGGCGGAGGACCGACGCUGCCAGAACGCGGCGUCCGGGAAGGAUCCAGCCAGAGGAUGCCCCGCCAGCCCAGCGCCACCAGGCUGCCCAAGGGGGGCGGGCCGGGGAAGAGCCCCACGCGGAGCAACACCUGAGCAAGAGGAUUUGCACGGGCCCGCCGCGGGCCGCCAGCCUCUCAGACAGGCUGCUCCUCCCGUCGGUAAUAAACCUCUUUGAAAACCUGA